Molecule: messenger RNA, 3130 nt
Organism: Scylla paramamosain (green mud crab)
Lineage: Eukaryota; Metazoa; Arthropoda; Malacostraca; Decapoda; Portunidae
Product: leucine-rich repeat-containing protein 4B-like
Exons: 11
Coding region: 839-2308 (489 amino acids)
Cellular component (GO): extracellular matrix
Molecular function (GO): protein binding
Source: RefSeq, a predicted model, not a curated record
GCGAAUUACAGUAUUGAUCCUGACAGGAGUCGCCCUUGAGAGCAGUUGUAGGAUCGCUUUCAUUCUACUAAAAAAUACUUCAGCAGGGACGGCAGGUUCUACUCCCCUGCUUACAGCCGUGAAUUGUCCAUCCCCGGAGCUGCUCUGCCACAGACUCCUGAGCUGCCGUGGCACCCGGCUGGCCCUCCCGCAAUACGUCUUCCAUGUACUGUGAACAGAAACAGUUAUACUAGUGGUGUGUGAUUCUGCGUUUCACAUAGUGUACUCCGUCCUGUUACUGCUGUUGCGAGCAAAGUGACGAUAUCUUGAAACUUACUGCGGUUCAAUGAAAAUAUUAGUAGGAAUCGUUGGUUUUAAUUUUGACGAUACUUCUGCCUGAUCAGCUGAUUUUGAAAAUGUGUGAACGUGUUUCAUAUGAGAUCAGUCACGUUGAAAGUCCGCAUCGCCACUGAAGGAUAAUAAAGUACUCUCACAUUAUCAUUAGACUUGACGUCCGCCAAGUGAGUUGCCAUCACCAUAUCAGCAGAACACCAGGAAAGUUCUGUUUGGAAACUUCAAUGAAAUGCGAGGUUGACGAGGCGUUAAUUGCUCAGCCUCUACAUCCCUGCAUGCUCGUGACCUUGAGUGAUAGUGGCGUGGGGCUCUGGCAGCUGGUGAGGGAGCGGCGGGCCUGAAGAGUGAGGAGUGAGGCUGGUAGGGAGUCCCGAGGUGAACUGAAACUGAAUGAUAAGGAGACAAACGAGAACGAGUUGGUGACGUUCUGAAAUAAAGGAAAGGGAAAUAUUCAACGAGAAUAUCAGGCUUAGAAAAUAAAUAAAAAAGUAAACAAUCUGAAGUGAUGAUGUCUGGAGUGAGACCGCAAGGCCUGGUGAUGCUGGCCAUAGGGCGAGCGAUAGUGGUGAUGGCCGUGGUGGCGACCGUGAUCGGUGAUGCCAGCAGAUCAGCCGACGGAUUGGCCUGCCCCACGGUCCAAGAAAUACAUCCUUGUACAUGCAAAGUGAAGUCGAGAGGUCUGAGCAUAGCCUGCGAAAACGUGGAUGAAGCCCAGGUGCUGAUGAGCAUGAGCGUGCUCAAGAAUCGCUCCACUGUACUGUAUCGUCUCAUGUUUCGUAAUUUCGACUUUCCUCGCGUGCACGAUUAUUCGUUCCUGGGACUGGAGGUGAAGCAUCUCACUAUGAGCAAGACCAACAUCAGCGUGGUGGAGGACUCCUCGCUCAGGACCCUCGCGCGUGACCUGGAGACACUCGACUUGUCGUACAACAGCCUCAAGGCAGUGCCAACGACAGCCUUGAUGCAUCUGCAGAACCUCUCCUUCCUGAACCUCAACUACAACAUGAUCAAGGUGCUCGGACAGGCGGUGUUCAUGGGGCUGAAAGCUUUGGAGCGACUCUCUCUUUACAACAACCAAAUAAAUCACAUCGACGACAACGCUUUCUUUGGCAUCGGCAAUAAGUUGUACCGCGUCAACCUGGGCAAGAAUCAUUUAGUGGAUGUGCCGAACCUUCACACCUUGGAGAAGCUGGAGGUGCUGUCCCUUAGCGAGAACUUCAUCACCACCAUCCUCGAGGGAAGCUUCUUGGGCCUCAACAAGCUGGACGUGCUGAUGCUGGAGAACAACAAACUGGUAGUGCUGGAAGCCAACGUGUUCAGUGCUAUCUCAAGCCUUAACUCACUCAACUUGAAGCACAAUCUUAUCACUAAUAUUAGUGACUUGGCCUUCUCGGGACUGGAAGACAACCUGGAGUGGCUUGAGAUCGGCCACAAUCGCCUGGACCACAUCCCCUCCCACGCCCUCCGUCCCCUCCUCAACCUUCGCCAGCUUGACCUUGACUCCAACCGCAUUACCCACGUCGCGGAGGACGCCUUCGAACGUUACGGGGAGAGCCUCAAGUUCCUCAUGUUGAAUCGAAACAACAUCCGGGAGUUCUUGCCCAUGACCUUCUUUGACUUGCACUCCUUGGAAUGGCUCAAGCUGUCCCACAAUGACCUGACGCAUCUCUCUGAAGACACCGUGCUGCCCAUCCUCGAUACCCUAACCAUGAUUGACCUCUCGCAUAAUCCACUGGAGUGUGACUGCGACCUCAUGUGGCUCACACAUUGGCUGCAGGAGUUCAUGCGGCGCGAAACCUACACGGUUAUGGCACCGCACACCUGUACGCGCAGAAAGAAACGCACGUACAACAUCAUUGACCUGAGAGCGUCAGAAAUGGGCUGCCCGGAGUACAAUGUGAUAGGGGGUUCCGCUGCUUCCCCGCCUGUGCUUUCAGGCCUCACUAUGUGUCUCCUGGUGGCCUCGCUGCGCACCUAGAUCUGUGGCCAUUGACAGACGGUGGUCGAGAGUGGCGCUGAGGAGUAGCUGUGUUGAAUCGCAAGACUGGUUCUGCUGACGGAAGGCACAAGACAGCCGCCGGGUGCACGGGACAGCGGCGCUGUACUGAGAGUUUUCUGAUUGCCGAAUAUCUUACUUUAACAUAUUAAGAAUUUGAAUGGGAUUUUUUACUUACAUUUAGAAUUAACCAAAAUGGAACAAAGUGCCUUUUGUGUGUGUGUGGAAUAGGAAAACUAACCCGUGAUACUAAUACAAAAAAACUUAACUUUCCUUGCUAUUUAACGCUUCAAUGAUUUUCACUGCGAGCACUUAUUUGUUGUACUUUUAGCCAAGUCUUUCCUCCAGGUGUAUAAAUCAAAACAAAGGGGAGCCCGUUUGUUCAGUUGGGGCGUAACAUGGCCCUCCGGAGCAGCGAGGGUGGUGGAGUGCCAGGCCUUGGCAGCAGGAGCGCAACAGAUGAGGCACCCACCACCAGUACAAAGCAGGUGACAUCUAUUGCAGUGUAACGAGUCUUGGUCUGCGCUGCAAAGGUUGGUAACAUAAAGGGAGCAAAUACUAGUUUGACGAGCAUCUUUUACCAAAUUGACGAGUGCUAUUAUAGUGGUAUGCGUGGCAGCAGCAGUAAUUGUAUUAUUUUGUUCCUGACGCAGUAUUUGUCGUGACGCAUUAGUAUGUGUUUCCUGUGUUAUCUUCGUAAAAACAUGCUAGGUUAGUAUAUUCAUUUCUGUCUCUGAUCCGGUGCACUAUUUGUUUGUGUGUAUGUGUGUAUCCCCCUCUUUGCAUAUUAAAUAUCUUAUGUUA